Messenger RNA from Triticum dicoccoides, 5301 nucleotides. RefSeq lists its product as uncharacterized. The transcript is spliced from 2 exons. The record is from RefSeq and is a predicted model, not a curated record. Bases 1712 to 2917 code for a protein of 401 amino acids. Lineage: Eukaryota; Viridiplantae; Streptophyta; Magnoliopsida; Poales; Poaceae.
AGGGGAUCUACUUGGGAAGAAAGAAGAAAGGAGGAGGGCCAAAGUAAAAAAAAGACAGAUCAGGAAGGGGAUCAAAAUCCCUAGCACUACUCCAUUCCCAAAUCGAGCCUGGCAUCUUCAUCUCCCUCACCCUCCUUCUCCACCUCCGGCCGCCGCCACGGCCAGGCCGGCGUGGUGGUGCGCCCCCGUAGCCAUCCAUCCACUCAUCUCCAUCCACCACUCCACCAUCACCCUGCACCACCAGCACCCCCACCAUCAUUCCGCGCCAUCCAUCCACCAUCUCCAGCCACCGACGCAUCUGGCGCGACCGACCAAACAGCCCGUCUGGUGUCCCGCGCGAGCGCGCCAUCCACCACUCCUUCCUCUGCUCUCUGCCUGCGGGUGCUUCUUCCCCUUCCCUUUCCCCAACCUGUUGCUUCUUCUCCACGAACCGGCUGCUGCCUCUUGUUCUUCUUCUCUUCCUUCCCUCGUCUCUGAAUCUCCUUGCUGCUGCUCCUAUUCCCUUUUGCUCCUUCUCCUUGCAUCCCCUUGCUGCUGUUGCUUCAACCUGCUGUUUCUCUCUCCCUGACGCCCCUGCUGCUGUUACAACUCUAAUCUCCAAACUGCUGUUGCUCCUCUCCAGCGCCCCCUUGCUGCUCCUCACUCGCCCCCUUGCUGCUUCUCUGAACACCUACUACUGCUGUUUCCCUCAUUAUCUUUGUCUGAUUUUUCUGUAAGCUGAGAUGUGUAAUGCUUUGUAAUGUUCAGAUUUGAGUAGUGCUUGACACUUGUUCAGUUUCAGACUUGUCCUUGAUUAAUAGUACUUGUGUUGUUCAUCUCAGAGUACUAGAAUUAUGUCUUGUAACCUCCCCCUGUUUGCAUAUGUGUGAUGUGUGUUCUGUAGUGUUUUUGUUAACUUUGUUCCUGUGAAAACAUAUAUGUUUGUGUUGUGAUAUAUUUUUGUCCCUAUCAUAUAAGCUUGUUUCUCUCCUUCUGUCAUUGCUAGUUAUAUAUGUGUGAGUGUUUGUGUUGUGAGAGUUGUACUGUUACUUUGUGAUUCUCAUUUAAAAUGUAAGAGUACUAGCUAUAUACGUCAUAUAUAUUCUGUUCAUGUAUGAUAGUUAUAUGUGUUCUUGUCUAGCAGGUUUCCCUAAUAUUGAUUCUCGUUUGCGUUAGUGAUUUAAUCCCUCAAGCCUAAUAAAAAUACCAAAAAGACAAUGAGUAAAAUCUGAAUUUCCCCUUGCUGUUUACCCUUUCUUUGUCGUCAACCUUAGCUAGUUUAGGUUAUUAUUUUCUUGGAAUCCUCUCUUAAAAUUCUGUCACCUAGCUUUAGCUGAGCAUUGUUGCUGUCGCCUAGUCCUUGUGGAGAACACGACAUCCAUAGUUUGGGGCGUAAAAACCCCGCUAUAUUACAAACGAUCAUUUUGGCGCCGUUGCCGGGGAGUAGCGUCGAGAGAUUUUGUUAGGCCAUAGACUAGGUUUUUCUUGUUUUUCCCUUUGUGCUAUAUAUUUGUGAUAUAUCUCUAGCCACUAACCCCUAUUUUAGUUAGUAUCUUUUUGUCUUCUUUUCCUUUUUGCAGUUGGAUUAUCCUCUCGGUUAUGGCUUACUAUUCAGAUCAUCAGGCUUAUGCGAGCAACACUACAAACAGCACGGAAAGUGUUCAAGAACUGAUAGGGCCAUUCGCCCGCUGAAUGUCAGCGUGGCUACUCUCACACUCCGGAUUGUUUUGGCAUGAGCUUCGCUCAAGAGCAUAGCUCAUACCAGAACAAUUACUCACAUGGGUGGCCUGAAAUCCCGAAUAUGUCAUAUAGGAGCAACAACCCUGAGAUCUCACAGUUUGGUUCUAGUAAUCAUAUGCAGGGAUUCAGGUACAAUGAGGAGAACCACAACUAUGCUCCACAACAGAUUUAUUCACCUCCUACUCAUAUACCUCAAUACCAGGAGAUGUGUCCAAUGGAGUUAAAUGGUCCUCCAUUUGGUCAACCAACAACUCCAGCACCUUUCGAGCAAUCUCAUGUGCAAGUGCCCACACAAGAUGAGUUCGAUGACAUAGACGAGCUCACACUUUUGAGUCUCGAGUUCACUUGGAGUGCCGAGGAUGAUCCUAUUAGGAAGGUUAUACUAGAGGAAAUGAAGAAGAUUAAGAGUGGAAAGGAGCUAGUGGAAGAAGUAAGGAAGAUUGAGAAGAACAUCAACGCUGGCAGCACUAUUUCUUCACAACUUGAGUUGAGUGUGGCUGAGAUAUCCAUGGAUACAUGUGAGGUUCCAACACCUUCACAUUUCAUUGAGCAAGUUAACAAGUGCCUUGAGCAAGAUAUACCUCAGAUUGAAGAAGAUGAACUAGAAGACAAGGAACAAGAUGGUCAAGAGCUGCAAUUCCCAAGUGAUCAAGUUGAAGACUCAUCAUCUAUUACUCCUGAAGAAGUACAAGAAGCUGCUGUAGAUGAAGAUGAAGAACAUGAGAUUCAUUUGCCUAUUGUCAUACCAGAGUGUGAUGUGUCAGGUUUACUCAAUCCUAUUGAUGACAUGAUGCCUUGUGAUUUCUUUGCUACCACCUUACAUUACGUGAUACCAUCACUUAAGAUUGAUUUGAAAACUCAUUUGCUUGGAUAUGAUGAUAUAUACCCUGUUAGUGGCAUUGCUCUGAUUUGUGAUGAUCACAAUUACUUUCCUCAUGCUACUCUUGAGCUUAAUGAUAAAUGUCAUCCUCGUGUGAGUAUUGGCCAUGCUGAUUUCUGCCAUCCUAAACAUGUGCUUUAUAGUUAUGCUUAUAUAAUUGGAUAUUCCAUUGAUGACUUGGAGGGCAUCGACCGUAUCACUUGUAGUUGUUUGUGUGAGUCCUAUUUCAGGCUUUUGCUACUGCACUGUUUACUACAUGCUAACCAGGUUCGAGGUGACAUUCCUUGGGAUCCUAGUGGAGUCAGAGCAUGGCGAUGAGGGGAGCACAAACAGGGAACACACAGAGAGAAGAGUGGAGAGAAGAAAGUAGGAGAGAAGAGUAUACAAAUACCAGGUGAUUCUGUUCCACUUGAAGCAACCUUUAGAAAAUUUAGUACGAGAACUGGCAUUUUAUUGCAUUGAAACUCUUUUUGCAUUGUGACACCUUACUCUUCACUGCAAAGUAGGAUUCACUCUAAGAAGAUUGUUGAUUCUCUUAAUACUAAAACUAUGCAGCUGUAUUCUUCUUAUGGUAAUUUGUGAUAAUGAAUACUUUAUACCUCCAUGUAAAUGUUCAAUGGGAAUGCCUUGAGUCUAAGUGAAACCUACUAAUGAAUUGAUGUGCUGUGUCGGACUGUCCCAAGUUAAGCUAAGUAACUGGUGGCACUUAAGUAGUAGCUAUGAUCUCUGGAUCUGUAGUAUGUGAAAAACAGUGCCAUUAGCUAUGGAUUCCUCUUUCAAUUAUUCCUGUUUUACUUAAGCUAAGUAAUUUUCAAAUAACUAAAUAAAAUAAUUAUAAUAAUUUAAGUCCGAUCGACCUAUAGUAGCAUGUCAUGUUCCCUGGAUCGGUGGCUUGUGAAAUCUGGUAGAUUGGACUGUAAAAAAAAUUUAUAUAAAAAAUGCUAUAAUUUGUCGAACCAGGUGUAUACCAUGUUCUCGGGAUCGGUGGUAUGUUCCUUUGGGGAGAUAAUAACAAAAAAAUAUGCUAAUAAUUUGUCGAACCAGAUGUAUACCAUGUUCUCGGGAUCGGUGGUAUGUUCCUUUGGGGAGAUAACAAAAAAAUAUACUAAUAAUUUGGUCGAGCCAGGUGUAUACCAUGUUCUCGGGAUCGGUGGUAUGUUCCUUUGGUGAGACUGAUAUAAUAUCAUCACUUGUGCUUUAAAUUCAAUAUGUAACUUGUUUUUCUAAUUGAUUUUGGGGUCCCAGCUUAUCUCAGGGCUCAAGACAGAGCCAGCUCUUGAUUAUUAGUAUUCACUUUGACUCAAGGCCAUUGACUUGGAACAUUUACAGUGUGUUAUAAAAUAUUUCUUAUCACAACUUAGCUUCAGUAGAGUACAUUUGCUUAGUUCCAGUAUUGUCGGAAUUACUAUCUAUCGGAAAGUGCAUCUUUACUAGGCAGUGUGAGUUGUGUCACCAUCAAUUUUUUUCCUUUGCUUGAGGACAAGCAAAAGUUUAAGUGUGGGGGAACUUGAUAAGCACAUUUCAUACACAUAUUUUGGCACUCAAAUAUGCGGUUUAUUGAGUUAUGACCAUCAACCCUUGCUGUAAAAUAUUGAAUAUUUGCAUGAAAAUCAUUUAAAGAGUCAUUUACUAGUCAUUUGUUUCUUUUGCAGAUAAGUGCGAGAAGGCACUAUAAAUCUUCAAGAUCCUGACUAAGUGGCUAAGAGAAUGAAGAAGAGGAGGAAGAAUGGACUUGUGCGAGAAGAAACGAAGUAGCCAGGGGGCCAACUAUAGAAGAGAGGAUCUACUUGGGAAGAAAGAAGAAAGGAGGAGGGCCAAAGUAAAAAAAAGACAGAUCAGGGAGGAGUCAAAAUCCCUAGCACUGCUCCAUUCCCAAAUCGAGCCUGGCAUCUUCAUCUCCCUCACCCUCCUUCUCCACCUUCGGCCGCCGCCAUGGCCAGGCCGGCAUGGUGGUGCGCCCCCGUAGCCAUCCAUCCACUCAUUUCCAUCCACCACUCCACCAUCACCCUACACCACCAGCACCCCCACCAUCAUUCCGCGCCAUCCAUCCACCAUCUCCAGCCACCGACGCAUCUGGCGCGACCGACCAAACAGCCCGUCUGGUGUCCCGCGUGAGCGCACCAUCCACCACUCCUCUGCUCUCUGCCUGCGGGUGCUUCUUCCCCUUCCCUUGCCCCAACCUGUUGCUUCUUCUCCACGAACCGGCUGCUGCCUCUUGUUCUUCUUCUCCUCCUUCCCUCGUCUCUGAAUCUCCUUGCUGUUGCUCGUUUUCCCUUUUGCUCCUUCUCCUUGCAUCCCCUUGCUGCUGUUGCUUCAACCUGCUGUUUCUCUCUCCCUGACGCCCCUGCUGCUGUUACAACUCUAAUCUCCAACCUGCUGUUGCUCCUCUCCAGCGCCCCUUGCUGCUCCUCACUCGCCCCCUUGCUGCUUCUCUGAACCCCUACUACUGCUAUUUCCCUCAUUAUCUUUCUCUGAAUUUUCUGUAAGCUGAGAUGUGUAAUGCUUUGUAAUGUUCAGAUUUGAGUAGUGCUUGGCACUUGUUCAGUUUCAGACUUGUCCUUGAUUAAUAGUACUUGUGUUGUUCAUCUCAGAGUACUAGAAUUAUGUCUUGUAACCUCUCCCUGUUUGCAUAUGUGUGAUGUGUGUUCUGUAGUGUUUUUGUUAACUUUGUUCCUGUGAAAACAUUUAUGUUUGUGUUGUGA